Labrus bergylta (ballan wrasse) is the source of this 4671-nucleotide messenger RNA. Lineage: Eukaryota; Metazoa; Chordata; Actinopteri; Labriformes; Labridae. The record is from RefSeq and is a predicted model, not a curated record.
UGUGUGUGUGUGCAGCCCAUAAUGUGUGUGAGCAGGUCUUGGUGACAUUAUGUGUGGCUCGGCCUGGAGGACCAGUGGACACACACUCUCAGGAGACCUUCUGCUUCAUACAGGAUCUGGCUCUGGACAUGGCUCACUUCCUGUUGCACUGCACAGCUCCACAGGAAGCUCUGAUGUUGGAGGACCAGCAGAGUGAGAGGUUGGAUCAGAGUCUGGCACUGGCCCUCAAACACCUCAGCCUGUCCCCCCACAGGACGACAUCAGGACCCCCCACACACACACACGCUGACACACACACAGCUGAGGCUCGAGUCCAGCAGCUCUGCAGUCUGCUGCACUUGGCGUCCCGUCACGGUCUGAGGGCGGUGGCGUCGUUUGUCCUGCAGCAGCCCGGAGGUCGGGACGCCCUGAGGAGGCCGAGCACUCGGGGAGAGACGGUGGCCCGAGAGGCCGAGAGACGAGGACACGAGCAGCUGCUGCAGCUCCUCAGACGGUACGAGACGUCCUCACAUGUCGAAGAGGAACCAGAGGAGCAGGUGCUUUCUUACCCAGAAGGCCGAGUGUUCCGGCGCCAUGCAAACCUGGGUACCUACACCCUGACAGUACAGAGAGAGGAGGGGGCGGAGCCUGAGAGCAGAGAGCACCUACAGGACGAGGUGGAGGAGCUGAGGAGGCUGAUUCACCUUCACAGAGACACCAAGGGAACCUCGGGUGUGUGUGGUCACAGAGCAGAGACCUGCACAGCGCCCUCUGGUGGUGGGCUGCAGGCGUGCACUAACGGGCAGGAUGCAGGCCCAGCCGCUGUAACCAUAGAGACAUGUAGCACAACAGAGGAACAGGGAAGUCCUUUGUCAUUGGAGGAGAGGACACAGGGGGCGGAGCCUGCUGCUUUCACUCAGACUUCCUGUAGCAGUGGUUUGUCUAUUUGUAAGAAACAGGAAGCUGGAGGAGAAGUGAGCGGAUCUGCAGGCCGCGCGAGAAAGAACAAAAAGAAGAGUUGUAAAAGAAUGAGCAGAGAGGAGAAGAAGAGGAGCGCUCAGAGGAACACAGACACCACCAUCCAAGACACUCCAUUACCCAUAAAGCCUGAUGGGAAGUGUGCCCCCAGUUAUGCAGUUGCCGUGCCGACCACUACUGUCGUAGAAAAACAGGAAGUAGAGAAGUGGGAAGUGGAGCAGCUGAUGUGUGAGCGAAGUGUAGAAACGGAAUCAGUAACGGAGCAGAGACACACUCAGAGCCGAGACCUGAGAUCAGCUGUUCAGCCCACAGAAACCAUGGGUCAGGAACAGUCACAGGGUCCUCAGGAGAGCCAAUCAGACCCAGAGGGGCCAAGUCCACCUGACAAGAAGACCAGUCCGAGCCCCAAGUCCCCCGAGGUGGAGAGGAAACCCCGAAGAGUUCUUUGGAGGGAUGGAGGCUGGAUGAGCAGCAGGAUGGGAUCAGAAACAAAGACGCUGUGGUAUGAGGGGGAGGGGGGUGACCUGCAGCAGGGCGGUGAAGGAGGUGUGAACUCUCAGUCUGUUUGGUAUGACGGAGACACGAUGGACACGAGUGGACAAGAAGAGCCGAAGCAGAGAGAGCAGGAAGCUGAGAGUCCGUCUGCAGCUCAGCCACAUGCUGCUGGACCUCAGCCAGCUCCGUCACAUGGGCCCAGCGCCGCACAAAGACAGGAAGUACACGCACCACAGAGAGAGGAGGAAGCAGGGCCCGAGUGCAGGAGAGAGAGAGGGGCGAGCGAGAGCAGAAAGAGCUCAGAAACGGCUGACAACAACAACGAGGAGAGAGAGCCGAAGAGCAGGAGGAAGAGGAGGAAGAAGAGAGGGAGGAGAGGGAGCUCCGGCUCCAGCAUCGAGUCUCACAGAGGGCCAGAGGCAGACCUGAACCCAGAGCAGGAGGAUCAGACAGGAACUGUCCCUGAGGCCACCACGAGAGAGGAAGCUGAGCAGGACGCCAUGACGCUGCCCGGUCAGACGGAGGGCCGCAGCAGUGUGUCUUCUCCAGAGGUCGCUGUGACAGACGAGAGGGGGACGGAUCAGACUAGAGGAACCCCUGUACACACGGGGGACACACAGGAUGUGGACUGUGAACCUGAUCACUCCACUUCUUCUUGUGACGCUGCUGCAGAACGUCCUGACAUCACUAUGACAGACGGAGAGGGAAACACAGCUGACGGAGAGGAAUCAAGGGGACAUGUGGAUCUGGACCUUCAGACGGAGGAGGACUUGUCAGUCCAGGCGUCUCUGUUUACAGACGCUCCUCCAUCCACAGACGACUCAUCUGAGGUGGAAUUUCCUGAACUCAAAACACAACGCGUCCCGCCUCUGGACUCAGACAGAGUGGGUCAACCUGUGGACCAAGGGGCAGGGCUUCCAGGAUUUAUGGACUCAGAGCAUCCUGCAGGGACAGGGGGUCCACCGUGUGAAGGUACAGCGGAUGUGUCACUGCUUCUAACAGGGGAAGGAAGCGCUGAGACGGCUCCGAGGGAACACUCAGGGCAUUGUUUGACCUCGGAGACGAUGAGAGAUCAGCAGCAGGAGAUGUGUGUGGGUGAGGAGGGAGUGGGUAAGGAGAGGAGGAGAAGGAGUGAGGAGGGUGACAUCAGGAUGGUACAUGGGGAGGAGAAAUCGUCUUCAGACAGAGACACAGAGCACAAACACAAUGAGGAGGAGCUCGCUGCAGCAGCUGUAGCGGUCAUAGCGGUAGCGGUAGCAUCAGCCUUGGCUAGCAUAGAACUGAGCCGACAGUUAGCUAACAAUGAGUCAGAGGGGGAGGAGUCUGCAGGAACAGAAAGAUCAGAGCAGGAGGUACUAACUGAUGCUGACCGGUCCCUGCAGCUGACUAGCAACGAGCACAGACACGUGUUAGCAUCGAGCACAGCUGAGGCGGGAAACACGCUGAAAGAGCAAGCUAACGAGGAGCAGUUAGCAUGUGACACUGAAGAGCAGCUAGCAGAACAUCUCCAUAGCAACCAGCAGGCUGUAGACACGUCUGCCUUCACACAGCUUGUCACAGAAGGAAAUCAAACCCGACCUGAAGGAGCAGACAGCAUGCUGAAGGCAGACCUGAAACCUUCAAGACGAGUUACAGACGAGGUCACAGCCGAGGUCACAGACGAGGUCACACACAAAGUCACAGAUGAGGUCACAGAAGAGGUCACAGACGAGGUCACAGACGAGGUCACAGACGAGGUCACAGCCGAGGUCACACACAAAGUCACAGACAAGGUCACAGAUGAGGUCACAGAGGAGGUCACAGCCGAGGUCACGGAAGAGGUCACGGACGAGGUCACGGACAAGGUCACUGCCGAGGUCACAGAAGAGGUCACAGACGAGGUCACAGAUGAGGUCACACACGAGGUCACACACAAGGUCACACACAAGGUCACAGAUGAGGUCACAGACGAGGUCGACACUCAGACGGAGAGCGAGCUCCUCUCUCCUGUUAGAGACACAGAACAACAUCCAGAGGGCAGCAGAGAGCAGCCUGUCUGUCUGAGCGAGGCAGGAGGUGAGACAGGUCUGCAGGUACAGGAAGGUGAGAGGAGAGAUGUGUCCCAGGUUAGAGAGAGCGAGGCUCCUCAGCUGGAUGAACAGGUUCAGGGUCCCUCUGACCCCCCCUGUGACUCUGCACCUGAAGCUGAUCCUCAUCAUGAGGAACCCCCUGUGGACGUGGAUCUGAGCGAGCAGCAGUUGUCCCGGUCUCUGUCAGACUUGACGCGGGCUCCUGUGGGCGGGGACGGUGAAGAUCGGGACGCCAACGCAGAUAUGGACACAGUGGACGGAUGGAAGGAGAGAGAGAGGGCAAAGAAGGAGAGAGGAGAGGAAGCGAGGAGAGACGAGGUGACAGAGGAGGACACAUCAGAGACAGAAACAGAAAGCUGUGAGCCGAGCAGCCAGGAGAAGGACAGCACACACAUCCAGCAGGUGAGUCUAAAACCACCUGGACCAGAGCUCUACACACACACAUCUCUACAUGCUCAGGAGUCCUCUCUGUGAUCAGCUGUUCUCACAUGAUGCUGACUCGUCUCUUUAAACAAACUCCUGCUGAGGAAACAGAACCUGUUCUAGUCUCCAUUCACACACACACACACACACCACAACCAGCCUGACUUUCAGGCACACGGGUCAGACCGGGUCAGGGUCUCCUGUGGAUCCAUAUAAAUCCUGCUCUGAUCUCUGUGGUGACGCAGUGGUGGGUCUGAAGGAGCAGCAGGUCACAGGAGGAGGCAUGGGAACCUUCAGACCUGAACCAGCAGGUCCUGUUUGAGUCCAUCUCCAUGAUGUCAGAGACGUAAACACACAGGAAGUGAUGUCACAGCCACAAGUUGUUUCACACACACACACACACACACACACACAGUGUAUAACGUUGAGCAGAGAUCACAGUGAGGAAACACAGUUUCAAAUAAUGACUCUUCUAUCCAUCAGUCUGAAACCCCAGUGCAUGCUGGGAGUGACCCAAACACAAAGACCUCAUUGAAGUCAGUCACAUGAUCAAGAAGUCAAGUCACAGCUCUGUGUUACUGACACUGAGUGGUGUGCAGGCCUGUCACUCUGGUUCAUAUCUUCACGGUUCAGUUUGAUAUAGAAAGCAUGCUCACAUAUUUCAUUGUGUUGUAGUUUGGAUGUUGAUCAGGGGGUAGCGAGCUCAGAGGGGUCAGACUUUAUUUGU